GUGACGACGACUUUCCCUUCUUUUCCGGUUUAGUUGCUUGACAUGGCGAAAUCGUACGAUUUUUUGUUUAAGUUGCUUCUCAUAGGAGAUUCCGGAGUCGGCAAAACGUCUAUUUUGUUCAGGUUUUCCGACAACAAGUUCGACGGAAGCUUCAUAUCGACAAUAGGAAUCGAUUUUAAGAUACGGAUUAUCGAAAUUGACGGGAAGAAAAUCAAGCUGCAAAUAUGGGACACGGCUGGUCAGGAGCGCUUCCGCACGAUAACGACUGCCUACUACAGGGGGGCAAUGGGAAUCAUGCUCGUUUACGAUGUCACAAAGGAAGCCACAUUCGAAAACAUAAAGACGUGGAUCAGGAACACAGACGAGCAUGCGGCGGCAGACGUUGAAAAGAUGAUUCUUGGAAACAAGUGUGACAUGAACGAACUCAGACAAGUUUCGAAAGAGCGUGGAGAAAAGUUGGCAAUAGAACACAACAUCAAGUUCAUGGAGACCAGUGCUGUGUCAUCAAUCAAUGUGGAGGACGCCUUCUACACACUUGCAAGAGACAUCAAAGAAAAAAUGGAGCGAAAGGUGCUGGGUUCCAUGAUGGGAGCACAUAAGGCGGCUCGGGCGCAGCCAAAGCCAGCAGGCCCUCACCUACACUCUGCUGAGCCCGUGCGAAAGAGGACCCGGUUCACGUGCACUCUCCUAUGAUGUCUGUAGACUGUGAAGCACAAGUAGUGCAGUGACUCGUAUCAGUGCCUAAAAAGGGUGCCUGCCAGCUGCAGAAUCCAGUCUUCAACCGCCACACUUUGGCACGACCGACAUCUUUUUGUGGGCUGGCAUCGUGUGACGGCCCUGGCUUCUUGCUCCUAGGCUCUUCAUGUCUGUCUCGCCCAGAGGCGUGCACACCGCACAUCGCUGCACGUGCGGUCACAGGCAUAUAUACACAAACACCUCUUGUUCUGACCACACUGAAUGCAAAAGGUGCCUCACCCCCCCCCCCCCCCCCCCCCCCGGUCUUAUAAACUCUUAUGUGAACGGCAAUCAAAGAGAAGGUACACUUUGUCUUCCACGUAUUCUUUCGCUCUGUACAGUAAGGCCCUAGUCACAUUGGCACACUAAUUGCAGUUAAGUUGAGCCUGAGUUGCACUCUAGUUACACAUGCAUGAUUAAUUAUGGUUAAGCUGAACCUAAGUUUUGGCCUACAGCUGUUAUGAAAAGUUACACGGAGUUACACGAUUACAUUGCAGUUACACAUGGCUAUUAACUGCAAUUAUUGCAGUUAAUAGCCAUGUGAGGUAUGUUAGGUUUUCCAUGAAACUGAACGUAACUGCUGCAGUUGGUAAGAGAAGUUUCGCUGAGCUUCAGUUAGUGAGCAAGCUCAAUUAGGGUAUUACAGCCUACUCUAGUUAUGCUCAAUUGCUAGAAAAUUUUGACCACAUUUACUGUGGUUAAUGACACAAACAACUGAGUUUUUUCAUGUAACUGGGCAUAACUAGAGUGGGUCGCAACAAACCCCCGUAUUCAGAAAUGUUAAAGCCACAACUCGACUUAAUCCAAGUCCGGCUCAAUAUAAUGGCUGAUGCCAACAUGCCCAAGACACCCAAUGUGUUUUCCUGGGUGCAAUCACAUCGGGCGUCAUCUUGAGCCAGACUUGACCAAGUCGUCCUGGCUUCAAGUUAAGGCGCAUUUGUGAAUAUGGGGGUGAGACCUGGCUUAACUGCAAUUAGUGUGCUCAUAUAACUAAGGUAUAAGCGAUGUGUUUUCCUUGUUUUUCCUGCAUCUUGAUUUUACUCCCUGUUCAAGGGUGAGUGCCUCUGUUAUGAAAGGGUCUCAUUUGUUGUGCUGAUGUAUUGAUUUGGGACAAAAUGUACUUGCGCUGUGGCCUUGAGCUGAAUGUUGUUAGGUUUUCAGCGGCUGUAGGAACCUUAACAGGGUGCGUCGAGAGUUACGAAGGAUAAUAACUCCUUAUGUGUACAGCGUAAUUGACGUCCAGGUUGUUGUUUUUUUCAUCUCGUUCUGCCAAUCUCGUCCCUUUGUGACUGCAUUGUUUUGUGGCUACUGGUUCCAUUAACAUCCCUUUCGUUCUUUCUUUUUCUUGAAGGCAGUGCACAAAGAACUGCCUGCAUCUUUUCGAGAGGAAUUUUUAUGCCUAAAAGACAAGUAAGCUUUUUUAUCCUGUAUGUACCCAGAUUAGUGUGACAUUACCAGCAAAAACAAUAUGUCGCCAUUGCCAACAUUUUCCACCUAAGUGCAGCAUUUAGCCCCCUUUCAAAAGUGAUAUCGUGGACAAACAAAACGCUGACAGCAAAGUUUAAAACAUUGAACAUCUCUCAUAGGUAAUGAAUGCAAAAGUGCAGUUCCACUCAACUGCAUAUCCAGUAGCCAACGAUUUCGUCCAGAACUGAACGUACGAUAUGAAAUUGGUCUGACAUUAUUUGAAGUGGUGAAAACCAGUAAUGGAAAAACCUGUUUCAGUUAAACUUGUUCACAUUUCAUUUGUCCAUGAUAGUGCAAGCCUGCAAAUACCUGACUUUUUGUCAAUCACUUGAUGUAUGCAGAAUGCUGUUUAUUCAAAUUUGCAAUUUUCCCUGUCCAUUUGUUCCCUGUCCCUGUCCUGCUCCUGCCUUUUACUGGGCCAGAAUUUUUUACUUUUCACUUGAUGCUUUCUUUUUCUAAGUUGAGUGGUGCUGCUGAAGUUGCACAAUAUACUUUGCAGCUGCGAUUUCAUAUGCCAUACACAUAUACUCAAAGUCCUGUUUCUUUCUCCUACUCAUUGGUGUGUGCAAACGCAGCAGUUCUAUACACUCAAGUUUGUGAGCACUCUUCCUCUUAUCACACCACCAAAUGCUCCUCUACUACAUUGAUUGUGCUAACUUUCAUCAUCACCUCUGAUGCUUGACUGAUGUUAUUAUGCACUCACUUUAUGUUAUAAAUGCAUCUGAAGCAGCAAGUUUUGCUUAUGGGGCUUUUUUAAAUUCAAUGGAGGGAUGAGAGGUGCGGAGAUUGCAGUCUUUCAGCAUGUUUUGGUGAUAUGGGCUCAUGUCAAACACUGGCAUCAUGUGUCCAUCUUUCAUGUCGUAGAUUUGACAUGUGAUGUUCUCACUCUGAAUUAUACUUAACAUCAAUACUGGGUAAAAAAGUGGCUCUUUGUACAAAAAAAGAAAAAAGAAAACGUACACGUGAUUGCGUCAAAUGCAAAACACAGUACAGUCGAACCUUGCUAUGAUGAAGUCACAUCCAACACUAAAAUACCUUUGCUAUAGCCCCUAUUUGUUACAAGUGUAUAUUCAUUACAUGCUAAUUUGGCAAUAAACAUUUACAAUUUACUUUAUUAUGUCCAAUAAUUCGUCAUUUCUGUGUUCGUUAUAUCAGGGUUCGACUAUAUUAUAGUAACAUUGUGUCUUGUGCAUUGUUGCAACAAGUGCUGUGUUGGCGUAAGGCAGUUGUUAAUUGUAAAUUAGUCUGGUCAAGCACGUAGGUGAUAUCCAGAUUCUUAGAAAGUGUUGCAAAGGCCUUUAAGUAGCAAGAAAAUUCAGUUUGUGCUUUGGAUCAUCUGUCACAUGCACAUAGUGAGUCACAAGCUGGCAAUAACAGCUUUAAUGCCAGGAAAUUUCUGCUGCAGGUAUAGCUGGGACAAGGCGCCAUUCCUCAGGCGCUGUUUGGAAGCAUCAUCCGCUUAUUCACUGCCUCCAUUUAGUUGGCUAUCCACAGUCUAUUUCUAUUGCUGAAGGCAAAUUGUCAUAUACAAUUUGGGUUUGCCCUGGAGCUCCAUUUCACAGCGGUGUUAUAAUUGUACGCAGACAGUCCAGUGGUACCUUUGCUAUAGCAUUCUCUGCUGAUGUUCACGAAUUGAAUUCAGUUUCACCUGCCUGCUGGCAGUCAACCAGUAGAACACCUUUGCAGUGUUGAGUCUGUUUUAAAUGCCUACCAUUCCGGUAGUCGGUUGUGGGACACAAACAUCGUAGCACAUGUAAACAUCGUAGUGCUGUGAUAGACAAUCUCAACUGCAAGUUUAAACUUGGAAAUGUGCAUGCAGACUUUGGGCACAAGAACCUUUUCCCCCCUCACUAACCUGUUUCCUUUCAUAGUUGUCACGCAGUACGUGCUUUAUUUGCUCCAAUAUGACAGAGUCGGAACCCACUUGACAAAGAGAAUGAAGAUCCUAACUUGAGUGUAUGGUGGGAGCAAUUUGUAAAGAAAUCUCUACUUGGUGUCGUCCGAGAAUCAGCCAUUGCCAUUGUAGUUUGUACACUACACUCUACUUUUUACAUUACACUGGUGCCCUGCCAUUGGCUGUAAUCGUACAGGUGGAGGUAGCCCUGCUAAUUCAGCAGCUGACAAGGUUUUUUGUAUUAUUAAAUUUAUUCUUCCGGGCUUGUAUGGGACUGUAGUCUACUUGCUAGACUAGUUGCAGUGUAAAACAUUCCUUUACAUACACCAUUUGAUACUGUUUGAAUACAAGCAUGCUGCACUGUCCAGACACAUGUUCUGGUUUCUUUAUAUAUGACAUUUUGCACAUUACAGUGCACACGUUAAAAUAAGGAUAUCAUAUGCGUGGAACAUAGGCCUUAGUCGGUAACAGGUGCCUAAAAAUUUGUCACGUAAUGCUGUGCAUUUUUCAUGGCUUGCAGCUGUCACCAGGCACUAUAGGUUAGUGUACAGUAGACGCGUAAGAAUCAAACUUCAGUUAUUCAAAAUCCAGAUGAUUAAAAAAAAAAAUUAGGCUCACUUUGCCAUGUUUUCAGUGGUCCUUGAAGCCACCCUUAAGUCAAGCAAGGCAGUCAUUGAUUUUGGUUAAUUCAUACUUUUUUACUUUCUAGGGGUUAUAAAGGCAUUCAUUAAUGUGAAUAGCCUAAACAUGCCCUUGUCUGAUAUUCAGAUUGCUGUGUAUCUUAACUGGAGACACUACAGAUUGAUGUCAUUGACCCAGUUGUCACGGAAAGUGAUGAAGUCCUGCGUACCUCUUUUCAGACAUGACCAUGUAUGUCCAUGUACACCCGCGAUCAAAAGUAUAUGGCAGGGGUAUUGACAAAAAAGUAAAAACAAAUUUCUUGUAACAGAGACUGACAACGUGCAACUGACAAUUGGACUGCAAUGUUUGCAAUGUCAAAUCUAAACUGCAGUCUUUAGUGUUAUGUUAUGUUACAUGUUUAGGCAUCGAGGAAGUUCGGCCUCUAUAGAAAAUCUGGUCCACAUACUUUAGAUCAUUGGUGUACCUGUAAAUUUAGUACCUCAUAAUUCUGUUGUGUAAAGAAAAAUUUGUGGUCCACAGAAGUUUGAAUUAAAAUGAGUUGACUUUAGUUGUGUUCCAAGAAAAAGCUAUCACAAGUUCUAAGUGUCCUAACAUUUGUAAUUACUGCAAACCUAGGAAAGCAGUCUAACAUCUGAGCACAGAUGUGGGCAAAGAGUGUAUUUAAGCAAUCUGCUACCUGCUCUCUAGCAUAUUGUGUAAUAUGAACUGUUUACCAGGUUUCUGAAGUCAAGCCAAUUUUAGUGAAGGUACUUACAUUGCCAUCAUAUCCUGAAGCCCCAAAGUUCCUCUAAAUGUUCCUAUGUAUAGUGAACAGCACAGAACUGUAAAAUGUGCGAGUACUUGCGUAGCAUGAACUCUGUUUUAAAAACUUGUUUUGUUGCGACUUCACACAAGUUAAUCAGGCAAGAAAAAAAAAAAAUCCAAGCCAACUCUCACUGGAGGUACUUGCAUCUCUCUUGAAUGUCUUUAGAAACGAACAGAAUGCAUAAGCUUUUAGAAACUGCCUGCUUGUUAUGAUAUGGUCAUUCUAUCAUGUUUGUCUCACAACACUGAUGUAGCAGCUGAAACCCUGUGGUUGGCUGGGUAGCCCAAAUCACCAAGUGAUAUGUUCCCCAUGAAACAAGCCGAGACACUUAGCCCAGGUGCAAUGGAACAGCAGCCAGCAAUUUGGUUUGGGACGUCAAAACCCAUAAUUUAACCAUGUCUAUUUGCUGUGUAUAGGCUGCGCAUUUGUAAUUGUUGCUUAAAGGGAAGCUGGAGAACUUGAGAAUCGAGCAUUGCCAAAGGAAGUUCUUAGUCUGCCAGUUUGCAAGAUGCUCAUCGUGUAUGCCUCCGCGGAGCAAAAUGUGUUCAUAGACUCGUAAAACAAGAACAGAUGUUUAAUUAGAAUAUGUACCUGCUGUUUUUGGUAGCUCUGUGAUGGUGAUGUCAACACCAACAUCCACGCUAUAUGGGCCAGUGGAACCUAUAGUAUAUCCCAACAUAGAAUUAUGAUUCACAAUCUCGGUGCUGCCCUUCUCAUGGGUAUUAUGAGGAAGCACUUUGCCGUGGGAGUGGGCUGUUAAAUCAAGAAACCACAGCGAAUUUCAUCAUGCACUGUUGUUAUGCUUAGAGAAAACUUACUUUUUUUUACAGAGUGUAAGGUAGGUUCGGCUUUCCUUUAAUUAAGCAAUGUGAAAUGGUGAUUAUGGAACAGUUUCUAAACAACCCUACCGGUACGUGAGACAUCGGCGACACGAGAGUGCGUGUUUCUAAACAAAGUUGUUGCUACAGUCAGGAGCAGAAAUUCCAGUGUUACAUGUGACACAUAACUUGCCUUAAUCAGUUGUCAUACUAUUGACAGCGCACACUAUACUCACAUUUUUGGUAAAUGGCAAUCUUAAAAAAGGAAUUGCUAUUUUGGUCAUUCUUUUGGGAUGGGCUGUGCAUCUUUGUAGUCAGUCAACAGUAUUGAAUGAUCCUGGUCAGAUGCAUGUUUGCUUGUUACUUGUACACAAUUAUGUGAUUGUGAGGAAAUGUCAAAAUGCACAGGGAUGACGAAAAGCAUGUGAUACUGGUCCCUUCCAAUAAAUGUUUUUUUUUCUUUAA
This is a messenger RNA of Dermacentor andersoni, 6826 nucleotides long. Its product is annotated as ras-related protein Rab-8A-like. Gene Ontology annotation, molecular function: GTP binding; GTPase activity. NCBI's taxonomy places the organism in Eukaryota, Metazoa, Arthropoda, Arachnida, Ixodida, Ixodidae. The record is from RefSeq and is a predicted model, not a curated record.